Molecule: messenger RNA, 834 nt
Organism: Lotus japonicus
Lineage: Eukaryota; Viridiplantae; Streptophyta; Magnoliopsida; Fabales; Fabaceae
Product: non-specific lipid transfer protein GPI-anchored 5-like
Exons: 3
Coding region: 156-635 (159 amino acids)
Biological process (GO): lipid transport
Molecular function (GO): lipid binding
Source: RefSeq, a predicted model, not a curated record
UUUUUUUUCCCUAUAAAACCCCCUGCUAGUACUCCAUCCCUUCAACCAUCCAAGUAAAUCAAACACAACGUUACAGUCUUAAAAAACACAAUAUUCACUUCUCAGUUCAAAGGAUAUAUACCACUAGAUUUUACAUCAUUAACUUCCAAUUCAAUAUGGCACAAACAAAAAUGGUGAUGGGUCUGGUUCUGGUGGUAAUUGCAAUACUCUGUGCCGGAGCUGCAGCACAAUCAAGUUGCACUAGUGUGUUAGUGAACCUGUCACCGUGCCUCAACUACAUCACAGGGAACUCCUCAACCCCAUCUUCAGGGUGCUGCUCACAGCUUGCCAGUGUUGUGAGGUCACAACCACAGUGCCUGUGUCAGGUUCUUAACGGCGGAGGAUCAUCACUGGGAAUCAGCAUCAACCAAACCCAGGCUCUGGCCUUGCCUAGUGCUUGCAAUGUGCAGACCCCACCCACCAGCCAGUGUAAUGCUGCUGCUACACCAGCAGAUUCUCCUAAUUCGGAUCCAUCAGGCACCGGAUCAAGAACCGUGCCCACACCAGACGAUGGCUCCUCCAGUGGAAAUUCCAUCAAGUUAUCAAUUCCUCUGCUGUUCAUUGUUUUUGCAGCAACAUAUGCUUCGACUUUCUGAACAUGCUGAUUCUAUAAUCAGUUGGCUUUUCAUUUUGAGUGCUAUUUUUCAGUUGUUAAAGAUUGUGGUCUAUUUUAGAUGUAUUCAUUUUUGUAAUCAAUAUUUGGUUACAUUGUUUUGUAUUGUGAACUGAGAGAGAUAUAUUUAUAUGUACUCUCCCCUUCAUCAAUAAUCAUGGAUUGUAUAAUUAAGUUGUUUA